Messenger RNA from Lipotes vexillifer (Yangtze River dolphin), 2628 nucleotides. It is a transcript of the gene VPS39, whose product is annotated as VPS39 subunit of HOPS complex. Gene Ontology annotation, cellular component: cytoplasm; membrane. Gene Ontology annotation, biological process: autophagy; endosomal vesicle fusion; vesicle-mediated transport. The coding region runs from base 1 to 2628 and encodes 875 amino acids. Gene Ontology annotation, molecular function: protein binding. The record is from RefSeq and is a predicted model, not a curated record. Lineage: Eukaryota; Metazoa; Chordata; Mammalia; Artiodactyla; Lipotidae. The transcript is spliced from 25 exons.
AUGCACGACGCCUUUGAACCGGUGCCGAUCCUAGAAAAGCUGCCUCUGCAGAUCGACUGUCUGGCUGCCUGGGAGGAAUGGCUGCUUGUUGGAACGAAACAAGGUCAUCUUCUUCUCUAUAGGAUUCGGAAGGAUGUUGGUUGCAACAGGUUUGAAGUGACAUUAGAGAAAUCCAAUAAGAACUUCUCCAAAAAGAUUCAGCAGAUCCAUGUGGUUUCCCAGUUUAAGAUUCUGGUCAGCUUGUUAGAAAAUAAUAUUUAUGUCCAUGACCUAUUGACAUUUCAACAAAUCACUACAGUUUCCAAGGCAAAGGGAGCAUCACUGUUCACAUGUGACCUCCAGCACACAGAGACUGGGGAGGAGGUGUUGCGGAUGUGUGUGGCUGUGAAAAAGAAGCUGCAGCUCUAUUUCUGGAAAGACAGGGAAUUUCAUGAAUUACAGGGAGACUUUAGUGUACCAGAUGUGCCCAAGUCCAUGGCAUGGUGUGAAAAUGCUAUCUGUGUGGGUUUCAAGAGAGACUACUACCUAAUAAGGGUAGAUGGAAAGGGGUCCAACAAAGAGCUAUUUCCAACAGGAAAACAGCUGGAGCCCUUAGUUGCACCUCUGGCAGAUGGAAAGGUGGCUGUGGGUCAGGAUGAUCUCACCGUGGUGCUCAAUGAGGAGGGGAUCUGCACACAGAAGUGUGCCCUGAACUGGACAGACAUCCCAGUGGCCAUGGAGCACCAGCCUCCCUACAUCAUUGCCGUGUUGCCUCGAUAUGUGGAGAUCCGGACAUUUGAGCCAAGGCUUCUGGUCCAGAGCAUUGAAUUGCAAAGGCCUCGUUUCAUUACCUCAGGAGGAUCAAACAUUAUCUAUGUGGCCAGCAACCAUUUUGUUUGGAGACUCAUUCCAGUCCCCAUGGCAACCCAAAUCCAACAGCUUCUCCAGGACAAGCAGUUUGAAUUGGCUCUGCAGCUUGCAGAAAUGAAAGAUGAUUCUGACAGUGAAAAACAGCAACAGAUCCAUCACAUCAAGAACUUGUAUGCCUUCAACCUCUUCUGCCAGAAGCGUUUUGAUGAGUCCAUGCAGGUCUUUGCUAAACUUGGCACAGAUCCUACACAUGUGAUGGGCCUGUACCCUGACCUGCUACCCACAGACUACAGGAAGCAGCUACAGUAUCCUAACCCGCUGCCUGUGCUCUCUGGGGCUGAGUUGGAGAAGGCUCACUUAGCUCUGAUUGACUACCUGACACAGAAACGAAGCCAAUUGGUCAAGAAGCUGAAUGACUCUGAUCACCAGUCUAGCACCUCCCCGCUCAUGGAGGGCACUCCUACCAUCAAAUCCAAGAAGAAGCUGCUGCAAAUCAUUGACACCACCCUGCUCAAGUGCUACCUCCAUACGAACGUGGCCCUGGUGGCCCCCUUGCUGCGCCUGGAGAACAACCACUGCCACAUCGAAGAGAGCGAGCACGUGCUGAAGAAGGCUCACAAGUACAGCGAACUGAUCAUCCUGUACGAGAAGAAGGGGCUCCAUGAGAAAGCUCUGCAGGUGCUGGUGGACCAGUCCAAGAAAGCGAAUUCCCCUCUGAAAGGCCAUGAGAGGACAGUGCAAUACCUGCAACAUCUGGGCACAGAAAACCUGCAUUUGAUUUUCUCCUACUCAGUGUGGGUGCUGAGAGACUUUCCAGAGGAUGGGCUGAAGAUAUUUACUGAGGACCUCCCAGAGGUGGAGUCUCUGCCGCGAGACCGAGUGCUUGGCUUCUUAGUGGAGAAUUUUAAGGGUCUGGCAAUUCCAUAUCUGGAACACGUCAUCCACGUUUGGGAGGAGACGGGCUCUCGGUUCCACAACUGCCUGAUCCAGCUGUACUGUGAGAAGGUGCAAGGUCUGAUGAAGGAGUAUCUCCUGUCCUUCCCUGCAGGCAAAGCUCCAGUCCCCGCUGGCGAGGAAGAAGGAGAGCUGGGAGAAUACCGACGGAAGCUCCUUAAGUUCUUGGAAAUUUCUAGCUACUAUGACCCAGGCCGGCUCAUCUGUGAUUUUCCUUUUGAUGGCCUCUUAGAAGAGCGUGCUCUCCUGCUGGGACGCAUGGGGAAACACGAACAAGCUCUCUUCAUCUAUGUCCACAUCCUGAAGGAUACGAGAAUGGCUGAAGAGUACUGCCACAAGCAUUAUGACCAAAAUAAAGAUGGCAACAAAGAUGUGUAUCUGUCCCUGCUCCGGAUGUACCUGUCCCCACCCAGCGUUCACUGCCUGGGGCCAAUCAAGCUGGAACUGCUGGAGCCACAAGCCAACCUCCAAGCCGCCCUGCAGGUCCUCGAGCUGCACCACGGCAAACUGGAUACCACCAAGGCCAUCAACCUUCUGCCAGCGAACACUCAGAUUAACGAUAUACGCAUCUUUCUGGAAAAGGUCUUGGAAGAGAAUGCACAAAAGAAACGGUUCAAUCAAGUGCUCAAGAACCUUCUCCAUGCAGAGUUCCUGAGGGUNNNNGAAGAGCGGAUUUUACACCAGCAGGUGAAGUGCAUCAUCACAGAGGAGAAGGUGUGCAUGGUGUGUAAGAAGAAGAUUGGGAACAGUGCAUUUGCAAGAUACCCCAAUGGGGUGGUUGUGCACUAUUUCUGCUCCAAAGAGGUCAACCCAGCUGACACCUGA